GUCAAACUGGACUACAGGGAAAACGCGGAGAAGGCGCGCCAGGCGCUGAACGGCACGAUGCGUAAUGGCCGCAUGCUGAAGGUGCGCUUCUCGGCCAUGGGCUGCAGCCUCAAGGUGAAGCGGCUUUCGCCCUGGGUCAGCAACGAGCUGCUCGAGCUGGCCUUCUCCGUGUUCGGCGAGCUGGAGAGAGCAACAGUGGUGGUGGACGAGCGCGGAAAAUCUACGGGCAAUGGCAUUGUGGAGUUUGCCAAGAAGCCGUGUGCACUCUACUGUCUCAAGAAGUGUGCAGAGAGUAGCUUUUUCUUGACUGAGUCUCUGUGCCCAGUGGAGGUGGAGCCUCUGAAUGAGGACGACGUCGAGGAGGGACUGUGCGAGAAUGUGCUGCCCAAGAAACACCACGAGUACAUGCGCGAACGUUCGGUGUACUUUCUAGAAAAAUGGGAUGCUUUGGUGCCCCAAGAAAUUCCAUAG
This is a messenger RNA of Pollicipes pollicipes, 471 nucleotides long. RefSeq names its product protein no-on-transient A-like. The coding region runs from base 58 to 471 and encodes 137 amino acids. The record is from RefSeq and is a predicted model, not a curated record. The transcript has 5 exons. Gene Ontology annotation, molecular function: RNA binding. Lineage: Eukaryota; Metazoa; Arthropoda; Thecostraca; Pollicipedomorpha; Pollicipedidae.